CCGUGUACCCGGCACACCGAAGGGAAGUCCAGGGGCCUCUUCCACCGAGUCCGAGUGACCCCGCCCCCUGCAUUUGGAAGGCCACCAUGGGACACCCCCCACCCCAGGCAGCACAGGCGUGGAUCUUCCUACUUUUGCUGGUGGGAGCGUGGGCAGGACUCUCCAGAGCUCAGGGCUCCAAGGUGCUGGAGGGUCAGGAGUGUGAGCCCCACUCCCAACCUUGGCAGACGGCCUUGUUCCAGGGCGACCGACUGGUCUGCGGGGGUGUCCUGGUGGGAGCCAGGUGGAUCCUCACUGCAGCCCACUGCAAAAAACAGAAGUACUCAGUGCGCCUGGGAGAUCACAGCCUGCAGAGUAGAGAUGAACCAGAGCAGGAGAUCCAGGUGGCUGAGUCCAUCCAGCACCCCUGCUUCAACAGCAGCAACCCAGAGGACCACCGUCAUGACCUCAUGCUGGUGCGCAUGCGACGCCCAGCAUCCAUCGGGGCCAAAGUGAGACCUAUCAAACUGUCCAAUCGAUGUCCCCAUGUUGGCCAGAAGUGUACCAUCUCAGGCUGGGGCACUGUCACCAGCCCACGAGAGAACUUUCCGGACACCCUCAACUGUGCAGAAGUAGAUAUCUUUUCCCAGAACAAGUGUAAGGAUGCCUACCCCGGGAAGAUCACGGCAGGCAUGGUCUGCGCGGGCAACAGCAACGGGGCCGACACGUGCCAGGGUGACUCGGGAGGCCCUCUGGUGUGCGACGGGAGGCUCCAAGGUAUCACAUCCUGGGGCUCAGACCCCUGUGGGAGGCCAGAGAGACCCGGAGUCUACACCAAUGUGUGCCGCUACACUGACUGGAUUCAGAAGACCAUGGGCAACAGGCCCUGAGACUGGGAGGCUGGGGGAUCAAUAAACAUCACCUCUGGCUGGC
Messenger RNA from Nannospalax galili (Upper Galilee mountains blind mole rat), 912 nucleotides. RefSeq names its product kallikrein related peptidase 8 (gene Klk8). The coding region runs from base 87 to 869 and encodes 260 amino acids. Gene Ontology annotation, molecular function: serine-type endopeptidase activity. The record is from RefSeq and is a predicted model, not a curated record. Gene Ontology annotation, biological process: proteolysis; memory; neuron projection morphogenesis. NCBI's taxonomy places the organism in Eukaryota, Metazoa, Chordata, Mammalia, Rodentia, Spalacidae. The transcript is spliced from 6 exons.